GGGAGGGGGACACGAAACCCGGAAACAUGAUGUCGAGUCACCGCUGACUGGUGUUGGCGACCCGCAGCCUAGUGAGCUGAAAUGACGCUAAACAACUGGAGAAAUUGUGACUGAUUACACGCAUUUUUCAGUUACUGUGUCGUUUUAAAAAACGUUGCCGGCCGGGCCUUUGCCAAAAUGAUGGAAGAAAUGGACAGAUUUCAAGUACCCCCGGUCAACUCAGAGACGCAACCGCUGGACCCAUCUGCGACGUCUGGAUCAGAGACUAACUCAGACCCGAGGGAGACAGAGUCUGUGGCCAUAAACUACAAGCCUUCCCCACUGCAAGUAAAGAUCGAGAAGCAGAGAGAACUGGCGAGGAAAGGCUCAGCGAAGAACAGUACGGCGGGCAGCCCUGUCAAUCAACAGCCCAAAAAAACCAACGUAAUGGCCAGAACACGGCUGGUGGUCCCUAAUAAAGGCUACUCGUCCUUAGACCAGAGCCCUGAUGAGAAACCCUUAGUUGCACUCGACACAGACAGUGAUGAUGACUUCGAUGUGUCCAGAUACUCUUCGUCCGGAUACUCCUCAGCUGAGCAAAUCAACCAAGACCUGAACAUCCAGCUCCUGAAGGACGGCUAUCGGCUGGACGAAAUCCCAGACGACGAGGAUCUAGACCUCAUUCCCCCCAAAUCAGUCAACCCCACCUGCAUGUGCUGCCAAGCGACCUCCUCUACAGCUUGUCGGAUCCAGUAAUCCCCUAUACUUCCCCUCUCCUCCCCUGAACCACUUUCCCAGACCCUCCUCUACUGUGAGUUUUCCUCACUUUGACGCUCAGAACAGAGUAACUAUUAAAUAAUUUAAACAGAGUCAUGAGAAUGGGUAUAAUUAAACUAAUAUAUAAGGAAAAAUGGGAUGUACACCAAAAAAAAGAUACUAACAGUGGUUCCUCCUAUGGUAGGACAUGUGAGUCUUUGUAUUGCCACUAGAGGGAGCUAGGCUUAGGUGUGCAUAUGUAUAGAAUGUGUUGAGGUGAAAAUGACUAUAUAACAAUUAGUAUGGGAAAGAAAAACUAAUUAUAUUUGAAAGAAUUUCACAUAAAUUACUAUUUUCCUCUAGGAUCUUCAGUCUGUCUCAGUUGCACCAUCUUUGUUCUGUUGUUGAUGUCUUGGUGCAUGGUAGUGUUCAGUUAUUGGUGUGGAAGGGUAAAAAGUAGCCUUUUGUUUCUGAAUGAAAGAGAACCACAGUGAGCAACAGAGUAUUGCCCUCUCACCUGCCUAAUGGGGAUUUGGAUCUGCUCCUUACACUCAUAUAAAAAUGCUAUCAGUACUUUGUACCAAAUGCUUUUAAAAGGUUUUAAUCUGGCAUGAGAUGUGUAUGCAUACAUUAAAUUAAGACACUUAUCUGCCAUUGAUUGCAUAGUAGAGCUUAACAGUACAGCACCUAUUGUGAGGAACUGAAAUCAACUAAACAUACAUAAGUGAUUCCUUCACUCUGUGAACUUUUACCAAGGCUCACUUAAUGUGUCAGAGUAACGUUUUGGGUGAAAAUGUAAUCCAUGCUAAUUGUUUGUAAUACGUUUUCUACUUGUGUGGUUACCGACAAACCAACAUCUGUUUACUACAUCAAUACAAUGAUCCAGAAUACAGAAUGAUCAAUGGAUGGUAUCUGCCAGACUGUCUCUAGGGUUUAUGGUCAUAUGUGCAGCUCUCCUAGUAUAUUAGCUUGUCUGUUCACAUAGUAAUAACUAGCAGAAUAUGAUGGAUGAGAGAUUUACCUUAUGAUUUCAAAAGCUGUCUUAGAAGAUAUUAUUAACACUGUGUCAAUUUUUAUUGUAUAAAGUGUCAUAUAAGCAUUAUAGAAGUUGAUGUGCAUCUCAUCUUUUUGUAACAUGAUUGACCUGUUACUGAAUUUGUUUUUAUUUUGCGAGUGCCAAAAGCAUGUUAUGAAAAAUUGAUAGCCAGAUACCUGUUUAGCACUCCUGUCCAUCUAGACCCCAGAGUUUUACUGAUUAAAGAGACAUACUGGGCUGUCUGAUCCCAGCCAACACUCCUGCAGUGCUACAAUAUGAGAGCUUGUCUCCUAUAUAGACAUUUUGGUGAAAUGUCGGUAUCCACAUGCAUUAAUCUCCUUUUAGCCAGUCUAGGAAAUAGCUUAACUGGUACAUUUUGGUCUAGACCAACACUUGUAUGAAAUGGAAAUUGAAAGAUCAUUAGAUCAGGACAAGAACAACCUGUAUCGGGAGAAGUUCCCCAAACAGUUCAGUAUAAGCACAUUUUCACGCAUCUCCUUUAAGGAUCCUAACAUUUUUGAAGAGGGCACUGAUGACUGCACAUCUACACACUAUUUUAACUUUGCCAUGUGACAAACAGUUUAAUAAGCAAACACACUUAUUUUGUCUGUCGUCACAAUACUCAUUAUUCCUGCUUUGAGCAUAAUGUACCAGCUUUUAUGUGGAAAGUGCCCCCUGAUCCUCCCCCACUGCCAUUCAUUAUUAGGCAUCAUUUGUAGAAUGCGCAUACCCGCAUACCACAAACACUCUGGAUUUGUUAAAUACGGUAUAUUACUUUAGGGGAAUAUGUUUGAGGAGAGUUUGGAAGUGCUUUAUGCCUAAGCCGAUCACUUUGAAGCUGCAAAACCCCUCCGGGUCGCUCACUUAGGGACCGCCCUUUUCACGUCCUCUUGAUCGUCUUUCUAAACGUGCGGGGACCUGUGUAGUUACCGAAUUAUCUGUCAUGUGUUAUGUAAACGUAGAGCCCAGUGCUCCCAACUCAACAGUUUUGCACAGCUUACUUAUCAGAAGGGAGACGGUUUUUAGCUGUAGUCAGGAUACAAGGGUGCACCUGUAAUCUUCACGCAUCAAGAUUAUGGCUUUGUAUCCCAUCUGCUUGUCUUGUGAUGUGGAGGUUGUGGUGUUUGUUUAUUUAUUUGCUGGUUUGUUUGUUUUUUUCUUUACCUGUUAAAAUGAUCCAUGCAGCAGCUUCUGCCCUCAUUCCAGACAGUGUUAAGGGAUAGCUGAAAGCUGUUUCCUCUCCUGGUACAGACUGACCAUGGGAAAGAGGACUACAGAGUUUCUGUUUCCUUACAACGGUUCAUGCUGGAGCUGAUUGGAGUGAAAAUGAACAGCUUCUCUUUGGCUUUUGUGUGAACCGUGACCCAUUCGCUCUCUCCUCUCUCAGCUUAUGCCUUAAGUCAAGCUCUGCAAUACAUCUUAUUAUUUAUUACAAGGUGAUUGUUUAAAUUUAUUUGAACAAAUGGUUUGCAUUUUUAACAUAGAUACAUGUCUGUCUGUGUUUUGUUUCCCCUGCUAAGUAUCAUAUGACUAUAACGAUUUUCCAUGCCAGUAUUUAAUGAUGUUAUUGUUGUAGUGUAGCAUAUGAAUAAAUACACCUGCCACAUUCUGUUGUGAUCCUCGUCAAGAGUGCAUGCGACUAAAUGUCUGUGUCUGAGUAAAAUGUGUGUUGCUGUCUUA
Messenger RNA from Electrophorus electricus (electric eel), 3451 nucleotides. It is a transcript of the gene fam219aa, whose product is annotated as family with sequence similarity 219 member Aa. The record is from RefSeq and is a predicted model, not a curated record. Lineage: Eukaryota; Metazoa; Chordata; Actinopteri; Gymnotiformes; Gymnotidae.